AUGGUACCCACUUUCGCUGAAACAACCACCACCGAAGUCUUCGAUAUCGUGGUCCUGAUUACAGUCACUGUCCUAACAACCUCGACCACCACCGCGACGGUCACAGAGGUCAGCGUCGAGACUUUCAUCCUGGCCGCGUGCAGGAAUCCGACCUUGCUAGGCAACGGCUACUAUCCUGACGUAAAACGCGAAUUCGACUUUGUGCCGAUCGGCACCGAUUACAUCCCUCAGCGCUGCUGCUCCCGCUGCUGGGCCACAUCAAACUGCUUACUCUGGGCAUGGACCGGCUUAAGUGGUAAAGGCGGUGAUGCCUGCUCCUCUGUCGUCCGGAAGACCGCCAUGGCCCCGGCGCCACCCGCACUGCAAGGCAUCUGUCCGUUGGGGAGAAAUCCGCCUCCGAAUAUUGUUAUCACUGACCUACCGAACCAAGGCGGCUUCUUUGCGGCCGGACCUUGCGAUACGGCGGGUAUACCAUUCGCUUGA
Molecule: messenger RNA, 483 nt
Organism: Coniosporium apollinis CBS 100218
Lineage: Eukaryota; Fungi; Ascomycota; Dothideomycetes
Exons: 1
Coding region: 1-483 (160 amino acids)
Source: RefSeq, a predicted model, not a curated record